AUGGCGUUUGUUUCCACGUUUCGCCGUCUCUUGGCCGGAUCCAACAGCCUCUCGUCUUCUCCAUCCUCCUCAUGGGUUCGCCACUGCUCUACUCUUACAUCUCCCAAGCUCUUCGUUAGCGGUCUCUCAAGACUCACAACAAAUGAAAAGCUUCAGGAUGCAUUUGCUCCUUUUGGCGAGCUCGUUGAUGCGAGAGUGAUCACAGACAGAGAGACCGGGAGAUCAAAGGGUUUCGGUUUUGUUACAUAUGCAACAUUAGAAGAUGCAGAGAAGGCUAAGGAAGGGAUGAACGCAAAGUUCUUGGACGGUUGGGUGAUCUUUGUGGAUCCUGCACGACCUCGAGAGCCAAGACGGCCUAUGCAACAGGAGCCGCAGUCUUCCUCUGGAUCUGGUUUCACAACCAACAAAACCAUUGGGUGGUAUAAAUAA
Molecule: messenger RNA, 429 nt
Organism: Arabis nemorensis
Lineage: Eukaryota; Viridiplantae; Streptophyta; Magnoliopsida; Brassicales; Brassicaceae
Source: the annotation of a GenBank genome assembly